CAAGCACUGGCAUUAGCUCUUGUGCCCGGCCACCAUGCGCAAGCUCUUGAGAAUCCUCCUGAAACUUGUUCAGCUGUUUCUUCUCUUUCUCAUCUGUAUCGCAGUUGCUCUGUCUUGCGUUGCACUCCUUGGGCAAGCCGUGCGCCAUUCGCCCAACCAGACGUGGACGGGAAACUUCAAUGCCGUCAUCAUAGGAGGGUCGUAUGUCUUCGUCGUGCGUAUCGGCGUCCCAAGCACGAGGAAAAUCAGGGUCUAAAUGCAACCAGCUAAUUAUAUCGUUGCUCUUCUGUGUCAAACGACGACUAGCUGUGCACUUGCGCAUGCAACGGAUUACGAAGGCACAUCGAAUACUGCGGCGCGGAGAUAUUCCGAACUCUGUUCAUGAGUAUAUCACGCAAGAGUACAUCCGCACUUGUUUGGUAGCGCAUGACUCCCUACCGACGGAUGUGUUCCAUCCAGGAUGGGGCCGGCCCGGCUCGAAGUACGAAGGUGUGCAUUUUCGACGCACUCUUCUGGAUACGAUCCCUGAGAUCGAUGUUCUCGCACGCUUGGUGAUGCCGUCACAUCCUACUCUCAAGCCCCACGUCAGAAUGCUCCAUCACUUUCGGUUCAUCCUGCCGCUGUUGAAUUCUGACGAGGAAGAGUUCACGCCGUUACAUUACUACGACUCGGCUAUCCAGCUGGCUCGCUACUCAGCGGAAGAACCCACUGAAGAAGAAUUCGUCCUUGGCUUCCAGUCUGCUGCAGAAAUUAAACGCAGCUUGAACGACUGUCGACUCGAGGCCCUUGAGCCCUCCCUGACCGAAUUUUCCGAAUCCACAGAAUCAUGA
Messenger RNA from Mycena citricolor, 830 nucleotides. Lineage: Eukaryota; Fungi; Basidiomycota; Agaricomycetes; Agaricales; Mycenaceae. The record is from the annotation of a GenBank genome assembly.